AUGGAAUCUAUUGGCCAGCAGAAGAGUUCUGAAGGUGGGAAAAAAGGUUAUACUCAAGAGAAAGACCCUCUCUUGGUGGAUAAGGCAACACUACCUACAGGUAUUUUUGCUGUUCAUGUGUUUGGCUGCCGCAAUUUGUACCUUGAUGCAAACUUUCCCCCUGAACACUUUGGAAUAUAUGUCCAAAUAACAGUUGGCUUAAUUACAAAAUGCACUUCACUACAGUUUCCUUUCAAAAAAGGCUGUGUGGUGUGGGAUGAGAUCAAGAAUUUCUCUGUUAUUGUCUCUCCCAAAGCAACAAGUUUGGUAAAUGAAGUUAACAUUGCUGUCCUGGGGUUUGACAAACUGCAGCCAAUUCCAAAACACAAACUUCUUGGCAAAACUGAGUUUCACGUGCACAAGCUAGCUAAGAAACAAUGGUCCAUGGAGACAUUUGAGUUACAGAAUAGACAAAAAAAGUAUGCUGGAGAUCUCCAAUUAGAGCUUGCCUUUGCUUAUGGUUUCUAUGGUUAUGGCUUGUGUGAUCAGCUGGAAAGCCAUCAUCCACCCAGAUAUUAUUUACAACAAAGUGCAUUUCCACACUUGGAACUUGCCCCACGUGGCUCAGGCAACAGUUCAGGAAUUAAUUUUGCUCCUACAAAAGUGCCACACCCAAGUAUGAUCACUUUCAAAGAGAAAAUCAUAGACUUGGAGCCAGAAUUCAGCCCAUAUUAUACUAAAACAAACUUCAUGCCAACUGACAUCAAGUCAAGACCUCGACUUCGGCAAAAUAUGACAAGAUUGAGUCAGAUGUAUUCCGAGUAUUCUCAAAUGACCUCAAGAAGUAAGAGAAUCAGCUAUUUGGAAAGGCUUCUUCAGGAGAAGGAUAAACAUGGUGCUGUAACUGGAGACCAAGAGAGUGACUCUGACUCGACUGAAGAAAAUGUUGGUGAUGUAACUCAGUUUGGUCUGACAGAAGCACUUGCUCAGAUGGCAAAUUUGACAUUCUCGGCCACAACACCUGAUGCUGAGAAGCAGAUGUCUCAAGGUUCACCAGCUGUUGAUGAAGCAUCAGAGAUGGACGCAUCACCAGAUGAUGAUACGCAAGACAUAGACAAUGAAGACUACAUUAAGGUAGCUGCCGCCGCUCGUGGUCGCCGAUCAGCUGUUGAUGCGCGUAGGCCAUCGCAGAAAAUGAAAUCAAGUAUUGACAGACGACCUACAUUCUAAUGUAGCUGGUUCAUGCUUUCGUCGUUCUCUUUCGCGGUAACCUCUGGAUUUCCUCCUUUAAACAAC
Pocillopora damicornis (cauliflower coral) is the source of this 1275-nucleotide messenger RNA. Its product is annotated as cation channel sperm-associated targeting subunit tau. Lineage: Eukaryota; Metazoa; Cnidaria; Anthozoa; Scleractinia; Pocilloporidae. The record is from RefSeq and is a predicted model, not a curated record.